Molecule: messenger RNA, 4168 nt
Organism: Hipposideros armiger (great roundleaf bat)
Lineage: Eukaryota; Metazoa; Chordata; Mammalia; Chiroptera; Hipposideridae
Gene: AP1B1
Product: adaptor related protein complex 1 subunit beta 1
Exons: 23
Coding region: 180-3029 (949 amino acids)
Biological process (GO): vesicle-mediated transport; intracellular protein transport
Cellular component (GO): clathrin adaptor complex; membrane coat
Molecular function (GO): clathrin binding
Source: RefSeq, a predicted model, not a curated record
GCAGGCAGCUCACUUCCGCUGGGCAGGUGACAGCCGUGGGGCUCCGAGCAGCUGGCGGCACGGACGCACCGGGAGAGCGGGAGGACGAGGCCGCGGACAUUUUGCUGCCCAGCCGAGCCGCGCUGUGGUGCCAGGAGCCGUUCGGACCUGCGGAGUCUGGCCACAGAUAAAGGACCAAAAUGACUGACUCAAAAUAUUUCACCACGACCAAGAAAGGGGAGAUCUUCGAGCUGAAGGCAGAGCUCAACAGUGACAAGAAGGAGAAGAAGAAGGAGGCGGUGAAGAAAGUAAUUGCGUCGAUGACUGUUGGCAAAGAUGUCAGUGCCCUCUUCCCCGACGUGGUAAACUGUAUGCAGACGGACAACCUGGAACUAAAGAAGCUGGUGUACCUGUACUUGAUGAACUAUGCCAAGAGUCAGCCCGACAUGGCCAUCAUGGCCGUCAAUACUUUUGUGAAGGACUGUGAGGACCCCAACCCCCUGAUCCGGGCCCUUGCUGUGCGGACCAUGGGCUGCAUCCGUGUUGACAAGAUCACAGAGUACCUGUGCGAACCACUCCGGAAGUGCCUGAAGGAUGAGGACCCAUAUGUGCGCAAGACGGCAGCUGUGUGCGUGGCCAAGCUCCACGACAUCAACGCCCAGCUGGUAGAGGACCAGGGCUUCCUAGACACCCUUAAAGACCUCAUCUCUGACUCUAACCCCAUGGUGGUGGCAAAUGCAGUAGCUGCCCUCUCCGAGAUCGCCGAGUCUCACCCCAGCAGCAACCUCCUCGACCUGAACCCUCAGUCCAUUAACAAGCUGCUCACAGCCCUGAAUGAGUGUACCGAAUGGGGCCAGAUCUUCAUCCUGGACUGCCUGGCCAACUACACACCCAAGGAUGACCGGGAGGCCCAGAGCAUCUGUGAGCGGGUCACCCCCAGGCUCUCCCACGCCAACUCUGCUGUGGUGCUGUCCGCUGUGAAGGUGCUGAUGAAGUUCAUGGAGAUGUUGUCCAAGGACCUGGACUACUAUGGCACACUGCUCAAGAAGCUGGCCCCGCCCCUAGUCACACUGCUGUCGGCUGAGCCUGAGCUGCAGUACGUGGCCCUGCGGAACAUCAACCUCAUCGUGCAGAAAAGGCCUGAGAUCCUCAAGCACGAGAUGAAGGUCUUCUUUGUGAAGUACAACGACCCCAUCUACGUGAAGCUGGAGAAGUUGGACAUCAUGAUUCGCCUGGCCUCCCAGGCCAACAUCGCCCAGGUCUUGGCAGAGCUUAAAGAGUAUGCAACAGAGGUGGAUGUGGACUUUGUACGGAAGGCUGUGCGAGCCAUUGGCCGCUGCGCCAUCAAGGUUGAGCAAUCUGCAGAGCGCUGUGUGAGCACGCUGCUUGAUCUCAUCCAGACCAAGGUCAACUACGUGGUUCAGGAAGCCAUCGUGGUCAUCAAGGACAUCUUCCGCAAGUACCCCAACAAGUAUGAGAGUGUGAUUGCCACACUGUGUGAGAACCUGGACUCCCUGGAUGAGCCCGAGGCCCGGGCUGCCAUGAUCUGGAUUGUGGGCGAGUACGCCGAGCGGAUUGACAAUGCCGAUGAGCUGCUGGAGAGCUUCCUUGAGGGCUUCCAUGAUGAGAGCACCCAGGUCCAGCUGCAGCUGCUGACAGCUAUUGUGAAACUGUUUCUGAAGAAGCCGACAGAGACCCAGGAGCUGGUGCAGCAGGUCCUCAGCUUGGCCACUCAGGACUCAGAUAACCCGGACCUGCGGGACCGUGGCUACAUCUACUGGCGCCUGCUCUCCACCGACCCAGUGGCUGCCAAGGAGGUGGUGUUGGCCGAGAAGCCGCUCAUCUCUGAAGAGACGGACCUCAUCGAGCCCACGCUGCUGGAUGAGCUCAUCUGCUACAUCGGCACGCUGGCCUCUGUCUACCACAAGCCGCCCAGCGCCUUUGUGGAGGGGGGCCGGGGUGUGGUGCACAAGAGCCUGCCGCCCCGCACCGCCUCGAGUGAGAGCACGGAGAGCCCUGAGACAGCCCCUCCCGGAGCACCCUCUGGCGAGCAACCGGAUGUCAUCCCCACCCAGGGUGAUCUGCUGGGUGACCUCCUCAACCUGGACCUUGGACCUCCGGUGAGCGGCCCACCCCUGGCUACCUCUUCGGUGCAGAUGGGAGCUGUGGACCUUCUUGGUGGUGGCCUUGACAGCCUGAUGGGGGAUGAGCCUGAAGGGAUCGGGGGCCCCAACUUUGUGACUCCCCCAGCAGCAGCAGUACCAGCCAACCUAGGAGCACCUAUGGGCAGUGGCCUGAGUGACCUCUUUGACUUGACCAGUGGCGUGGGCACCCUGUCAGGAUCAUAUGUGGCCCCCAAAGCAGUCUGGCUCCCAGCCAUGAAGGCCAAGGGGUUGGAGAUCUCGGGCACCUUCACUCGCCAGGUGGGCUCCAUCUCCAUGGACCUGCAGCUGACCAACAAGGCCCUGCAGGUCAUGACCGACUUUGCCAUCCAGUUCAACCGCAACAGCUUUGGCCUGGCCCCCGCCGCCCCCCUCCAGGUCCACGCACCGCUCAGCCCCAACCAGACUGUGGACAUCUCUCUGCCUCUCAACACGGUGGGCUCGGUCAUGAAGAUGGAGCCUCUAAACAACCUCCAGGUGGCUGUGAAGAACAACAUCGAUGUCUUCUACUUCAGCACCUUGUACCCGCUGCACAUCCUCUUUGUGGAGGACGGGAAGAUGGACCGGCAGAUGUUCCUGGCCACAUGGAAGGACAUUCCCAAUGAGAACGAAGCCCAGUUCCAGAUCAGAGAUUGCCCCCUCAACGCAGAGGCCGCGAGCAGCAGGCUGCAGAGCAGCAACAUCUUCACAGUCGCCAAGAGGAACGUGGAGGGUCAGGACAUGCUCUACCAGUCCCUGAAGCUGACCAACGGCAUCUGGGUGCUGGCAGAGCUGCGCGUCCAGCCAGGCAACCCCAGCCUCACGGACUUGGAGCUGUCCCUGAAGUGCCGAGCGCCAGAGGUGUCCCAGCACGUGUACCAGGCCUACGAGACCAUCCUCAAGAACUGAGGCCCCAUCCAAUGCCCACCCCAGCCUUCUGCCAGCCUGUUGAGGAGCCCUCUGGGGUUAGCAGCACCUCCUACUCCUGGGAGGGGCCGGAGAAGGCUCCUGGCCACCCCUGGGGCUCCCUGUUCCUGACUGCAGGGCCCACCUGGGUCCUCAGGGCAGGGCUGCACCCCUCCUGGAGUGAAGUCUCAGUGUACUCCUGUGCACAGGGACUUCCCUCUUCCACUGCUGCUGACACUUAGGGUCAGGUGAGGAUGGGACCAAAAGAGACAGAGCCAGAGCAGCUGCAGAAGCUGGACAGGAAGACCCAACGUUCUCUUCCUUUUCCCGGCACUUGAGGGCGCGUGUGAGGUUCCCUCAGGCUCCCAGCCCAGGAAGCACCAUGCCCCUCACUCUCUCUUGGGUUGGUGUUGGUGGCCCUUCCCACCACCCGCUGUCAUGACAUGGGCCCUGCCAGGCUGUCCUGAUGUGCGUGGAGGGUCUCCUUGGUAUCAGGAGAGCAGUUCUUUCAGGGUCUGGGACUCCCAGGGCCUGCACCCCCACAUCCUCCCUCCCUGCUUCUGCCUAGGCUAGGGCCCAGUGGUUGUGCCAGUCGGCCCACAGCCUCCCGAGAGCUGACCCGCGUGGGGAAGACCAGGCCGAAGCUCCCCGAGGCCCUGCCCAGGCUCCUGCUCUCCUGGCGGUUGCACACACACCUUCUGCCGAGCUCCCGCCUCUUGCCCCUGCCUAUGGCGGUCACUGCCUAUGACACCUUCCUCGGCGUCCCCUGGGCUCCUGGAGCAGAGACAGGGCUAAGGGAUGAGGAGCUCGGGCAAGCGGGCUGCCUCCUGUGCAGGGUUUCUUUGGGGUUUCUCCUUAGUGUCUGCUACCCUACUCCUGGCCCCCCAAGUGUCAGUUGUGUCUGACAGAGCAUUAGGUUUUCCUUUUACUGCUGUUUAAUAAUAAAGAUUCUGCUUUUGGCAAUCACGGACACUUUUUUCCCCUCUCCACCAAAUGUCAGAAUUGGAAUCUGCCUCCGCUAGCGGUUGAGGGAUAGUUUUCUGAGCCCUGCAGUAACUCUGUCUAAUAUAUAUAGACUAUAUAUUGUAUGUUUACUCUUAUUUUCAAAAAGAGAAAGUGAAUAAAAAUGAUGACAUCAAGCA